This is a messenger RNA of Wasmannia auropunctata (little fire ant), 3576 nucleotides long. It is a transcript of the gene Ids, whose product is annotated as iduronate 2-sulfatase. The coding region runs from base 1115 to 2974 and encodes 619 amino acids. NCBI's taxonomy places the organism in Eukaryota, Metazoa, Arthropoda, Insecta, Hymenoptera, Formicidae. The record is from RefSeq and is a predicted model, not a curated record. The transcript is spliced from 9 exons. Gene Ontology annotation, molecular function: iduronate-2-sulfatase activity.
CUCUCCCCAGGAUCUCGACUUUCCUUUAUCUCCUUUCUUUCUAAAAAUAAUAAAUAACAGAAACGAUAAAAAAAAGACAGGAUAGAAAUGACAAACAUUAUUCUUCAUAAGAAUUUUUUUUUCCUUUUUCCAUUUUCUUUAUUCUAUUUUCUCUAUUUAAAUGAACUUAGCCGAUAUGUAUAUAUGUUGGUUACAUAGUUAUAGAAUGUAAAUAUAAAUAUUAGUUUAAAAUUUUAAUUUAAAUUGUCCAAAUGACUAUCAUAUAUUUUCACUUAUCUCCAAGGCUUUUAAUUUAUACACAUACAAAUGAUGAAAAAAAUUUAUUUAUUCGUGCCUGACUGCGUAGUAUAAAAAUAAUUAAAAUUAUCUGAAUGUCAACCUUUUAAUUAUACAUUCAAGUGUAACUGCAAAUACACUUCCCUUCCCUAUCCCUUAUAAUUUAUACGAAAUACGUACAUGAUUUGAAAGGAAAUUGUUUAAGAAAUCAUUAUCGGCUAGGUUCAUACGAAUAUUUUCUCCCUACUUUCGGAACAUUUCAAAUCUGUUUCGAUCGGAAACGUCACAAAAGACUAUCACAAAAAAAAAUUAAGUAAGAAGAGAGUUUACUUUAAAGAUGUAUGCGUAUGUUCGAAUCGUUCAACAAUCGAGAUGAAGCCACUUACAACAAUCAUUGCAAGCGAUUCUGCAUAUCGCGGAAUCGAUUUAUCCGCUUGUCUAAAACAAAACAUCGAAAUUUGCCGUCUCGAAUAAUCAUUAAUAGUUAUCAGUACAAUUAAUAAUGCGUAGACAGACAGCGGCCACGACAACGAUCCGCGGGAUAAAUAAGGAGCGAAAAUAAACUGCAAUCAUUGUAGUAAUGUCUACGAGUAAUCGUUGCGAUGACGUGUCGAAAGUUAUGCGCGCGGCGUAAACAACGCAAUAUCGGUUGACAGCGGAAUACGGCGGAGCAACAUUGGAACGAGGCUACGAGGUGACGCAAGUGACACAGUGACAAGACAUUUAACGCGGACGCGUUGAUGACGGACGGACGGAUCUCCGUGAAGCUGGCUGGGCCGUCGCGAAACCGUCAGCUGACAUCAGGUUGAUCAGCUGCCUACAUAUCAACAAUCGCAUCAUGUUUGCCGUGACCUGCUUUAAUUUUGUUGCAAUUAUGCUGAUAUGUAAUGUCACCGCCGCCGCUGCCGCCGCGCGACCGAACAUCUUGUUGAUCAUCGUGGAUGAUCUGAGGACCACUUUGGGAUGCUACGGCGACGUCAACGCGUACACGCCGAAUAUAGAUGCCCUGGCUGAGAACGGCAUCGUUUUCACCGAAGCAUUUGCACAGCAAGCGUUAUGCGCGCCUAGUAGGAAUUCCUUUUUGACGGGCAAAAGACCGGACACCCUCCGACUUUACGAUUUUUAUAGCUACUGGCGCGAUGCAGCGGGCAAUUACACCACGUUGCCGGAGCAUUUGAAAAACAAUGGAUAUACCACAAUGUCCAUAGGGAAGGUGUUUCAUCCAGGCAUAAGCUGUAACGGAUCCGACGACAGUCCCUAUUCGUGGACCGAGAAACCUUUCCAUCCGUAUACAGAUCGAUACAAAAAUGCUCCGGUCUGCAGGACGAUUCCGCAAUCGGAGGCGGCAACGAAUCUCAUAUGCCCGGUGCGCGUCUCGACAAUGCCGAACAAAACGUUACCCGAUCUUGAGACGUUACGAGAGGCGAGAAGAUUCGUACAUGAGCAUAGGAAAGAUGUUGUUCCCUUCUUUCUGGCCGUUGGCUUUCAGAAGCCUCACGUGCCUCUAAAGUAUCCUGAGCACUAUUUAAAAUAUCAUCCUUUACGAAAAUUCACGAUACCUGAACCGUAUUUAUGGCCGAACAACGUAAAUGACGUUGCUUAUAAUCCCUGGACCGAUCUCCGUUGGAGAAAAGACGUGGCAAAGUUAAAAUUAAAAUUUCCAUGGGAGAGAAUGCCAAAAAGGUUUGCUAAGCGAAUUAUCCAAUCGUACUACGCAGCCGUGUCUUAUAUCGAUAAUAUGAUCGGUAAGCUUAUACAUCAGCUACACACUUCGAUGAUCCGAGAAAAUACUAUUGUAAUAUUAACAUCCGAUCACGGUUGGGCACUUGGAGAACAUGCUGUCUGGUCUAAAUAUAGUAAUUUCGACGUUACCGUGCAUGUACCUUUGAUAAUGUCAAUUCCAAAGGUUACAUCUGAUUUCGAUAUGAAUUACGACGCUAUACCUAUAGAUCGUAUGCGGUACAAUGCGCAGAUUACAAACAGUCGGAAUAAAACGGAAAAUAAAAUCAACUCGAGAUACACAUCAAAUGCGGGAGAGGUCGAUGUGCCGAAUACAAGUACAGAAUAUGCAAAGAAAUAUAAAAAAACUGUCUCGGGAGCGUAUAUCCGACGAGGGCACGAUAAAUCUGCGAGCGGUGCGUUACACUCUAAAAAGCACUGUCGCAAAGUCACAGACGCUAUCGUGGAGCUCGUCGAUAUAUUUCCGACGAUCGCGGAUCUGGCGGGCGUCCCCAUACCGAUAUGCCAAGUUAACAGUACGUACGAUCGUUCGAGAGGUACUCAGGCUCGAAAAGAGAUGCCCGAUCCUUGUGGCGAGGGUAUUACACUCUUACCGCUUAUAAAAAGUAUCCUAAAAUGUCAGAGCGUAUCUUGGAAAAAGGCGGCGUUCAGUCAGUAUCCAAGACCAGGAAUUCAACCUACCCUCCAUCCCAACAGCGACAAGCCCCGCUUAAGAGAGAUAAACAUAAUGGGCUAUACUUUGAAAACCGGCGAUUAUCGUUACACCGCCUGGGUACCGUUUGCACAUACGACAUGCAAACCGGACUGGAACGUUACUAUUGCGGAAGAAUUGUACGAUCACAAAAUUGACAGGGCGGAAGAUUUUAAUAUAGCAGCCUCGCCGAAAAUGUUAGAAACAAAACAAUAUCUCAGAACGUUGCUAAAAGAUGGAUGGAGAAGCGCUCUUCCAAAAUAUUAAAAUCAUACUACGUUUUGAUGUUACAAUGCAAUGCAGUGAACGAUACCUUAUAUCUCUCUAUUUUAAAUGUUUAAAAGAUUUCUCUGUCUGUGUGUGUGGGUGUGGGGCGUGCAAUUAAUAAAUUACAUGAAUAUGUAUUAAAAUUAAAAAGUUAUGCUUUAUGAAUAUAAUCAAUCGUAACUUAUUUUAUGAUAAAAAAUUGCUAAUAAAAUUACGGAACAUUUGUUACCACAAUAUAUGCAUGUUAACUAUAAAAAAUGUUUGGAAAACAGGUAUUAUUAUUUACACCCAACAAUUAAAGACAGAAAACAAAAAUCAAUUCUAUUCUAAUAGUAGAGAUUCUAACAAACUGUAAAAUAUAAAGAUCUUUUAAGUGACUUUUACGUAAAGCCUCACUGUGCAUUUUUUGUAAUACAUAUAAACUAUACGGUUCUUUUUUUUAAUUCUUCUUUUGCUUACACAAACUAAAGCCUCGCUAUAAUGUAAAUGUUUAACAUGCUCGCUAUGUAAACGUGAUAUAUGCUUCCUCACAAAUGUAUUUGAGUGUGCAGGGUGAGGCACUGCAAACAUGCCACCUGAAUAACUUUACAUAUUUGACAAGA